AUGAGCCUCGACAGGCCGAGAAAGAACUAUAAGCAUCCGAGUGGUCUACCGACACUACUACAUCUAUCACAGCUAUGUAUCAAACGACAUCUAUCGCAACUACAAGAUGUUGGUACCACACCAUAUCAUUUACUUGCCUCAGUCUUGAGUUUAAUGUCAGCUAAACAAUUAGAUCAACUUGAAUCAUUGUCAACUCAACUAACUCCACAUAGUGAUGAGUUAUGGAAGCAACUUAUAGUAAAAGAUUUCCCUGAUCGACCAGUUGAACUAGGUCCUUUAGAGUUGAAUAAAUUGAAAUUUGAAAAGAUGCCAUAUAAAUCACUAUAUUAUAAGUAUGUAAAACAACGAGAUGACUUUCGAAAAGAUUCAGCCAAAAGGUUACGACAUUUGAACCAAUCUAUGAAUAAAGAAAAGGAUAGCAAGAAAAUUGUCACUGUUGAUGAAAUCAGAAGAGAUCCUUCAGUUCGGUGUCGACUGCCAUUCCAAAAUGGCUAUCGAAGACAACAACUGCCAUAUAACAAGAAUACAAUAUUGGGAAAAGCAAUGAGAGAAUCUCAAAACAGAUCACUUAUAUUUGGAGCUCAAGCAAUGAGAAAAUAUGACCCAUAUAAUGCAUUCAAGACUAGGGACUUUGCACCCAUACGUGCGCCAAGAUCAAGCACCACCAUCAGACGUACUACGUGCUUUGAUCAUCAUCAUCAUUUUCAUAAUCAUCAUUCAAAGAGACAGCCCACGACGCCAACUAAGCAGUCAAGUGAGAGGAUCAUGCCUAUCAAGGGUAAGCAAACGUCCCCAUGUCCAUCUUCGCCACCACUGCUGGGAGAAGUUUCUGAUACUUUGAAAAAGAAACGAAUACAUCAGCCAUCAUCGAUUUUUCUUCAAAAUAAGCGUUCACGACCACCAUCACGAAUGUCGCCAAUACGAAAGUCGGAAAAGAAAGAGAAACAAAAAGAAGCUACAAAGGAAGAACCGAGUAAGAUUAAACCACUCAAGUCAUCUAUCUUCAAUUGA
Messenger RNA from Lodderomyces orthopsilosis Co 90-125, 1011 nucleotides. RefSeq names its product elongin A (gene ELA1). The coding region runs from base 1 to 1011 and encodes 336 amino acids. The transcript has a single exon. The record is from RefSeq and is a predicted model, not a curated record. Gene Ontology annotation, biological process: transcription elongation by RNA polymerase II. Gene Ontology annotation, cellular component: nucleus; elongin complex. NCBI's taxonomy places the organism in Eukaryota, Fungi, Ascomycota, Pichiomycetes, Serinales, Debaryomycetaceae.